Molecule: messenger RNA, 1161 nt
Organism: Diachasmimorpha longicaudata
Lineage: Eukaryota; Metazoa; Arthropoda; Insecta; Hymenoptera; Braconidae
Product: ribosome biogenesis protein BRX1 homolog
Exons: 4
Coding region: 1-1140 (379 amino acids)
Biological process (GO): ribosomal large subunit assembly; rRNA processing
Cellular component (GO): nucleolus
Molecular function (GO): rRNA binding
Source: RefSeq, a predicted model, not a curated record
AUGGCACAGAAGACGAACAAGCCUGAGCUGGAGGCCGGAGGGUCAAAGGAGCCACAUACGAACCAGGGGACUGCGGAGACGGGUGAGGAAACUGUGGAUCCCUUCGAAGGAAAAUCUGAAGACGCAAGGCAUCGCCGCGGACGAGAGUACCCAAGUCAAGGUGAAAGUUAUCGUUCCGAGGGCUGUAUGGCACUGGGGAACAGUGUCUUCAACGAUACCCUUGGGGAACCAGCGUAUUUACGGAUUAACGAAAUUUCUCUGGAGAGAUGUGAAAGGAGUUUUUCCAGAGUUUUAUUCGAAGGGAGGAAGAAAAGAGAUCUCUUGAUGUGGUUUUCAAAUGCCAAACGUGGUCCUUCUGCCAAAUUUGUCCUUGAGAAUAUUCACACAAUGGGAGAAAUGAAAUUGACAGGCAAUUGCCUAAAGGGAUCACGUCCAAUUCUCUCCUUCGAUGAGAACUUCUCCACAAAUCCUCCCUACGCCCUCCUGCAAGAGUUGGUCGCCCAGAUAUUUGGUGUGCCCAACAACCACCCCAAAAGCAAGUCCUUCUUCGACCACGUGUACACAUUCAGCGUCCUGGACAACAGGAUAUGGUUCAGAAACUACGAGAUCCUGAGUGAAGAUGGAGGAUUGGCAGAGAUAGGCCCCAGAUUUGUUUUGAAUCCAGUGAAAAUAUUCGCCGGGAGUUUCGCAGGAGAAACCCUCUGGGACAACUCUUUCUACAUCUCUCCAGCGAAAUUUCGUCAAGCCGUAAAUAAGAAAGCUGGUGGAAAGCACAUAAAUAGAGUCGAGCAGAAGAUGGCACAGAAGACGAACAAGCCUGAGGUCUCGUACUCGUUUAAUCCAUUGUAUGAUAUAUUCAAAGGAGAACAAUUGGUGAAGGCCAAGGAGCUGGAGGCCGGAGAGUCAAUGGAGCCACAGACGAACCAGCGGACUGCGGAGACGGGUGAGCAAACUGCGGAUCCCUUCGAAGGAAAAUCUGUAGCCGAGAUGAAGGAACGCGAGAAAAGAGCUCUGAGGAACUUCGAAAAAAUGGCUAAGAAGUCCACCAAGUCCAAAACACUGGGGUCGAAGGUGAUAAAGAAGAAGAAAGGGGGAAAAAUAACAUUGGAAAAUGAAUUUGUUAUUCGGGUGGGUGAAUAAAAAAAGUAUUUUAGAUUUUUG